Messenger RNA from Gorilla gorilla gorilla (western lowland gorilla), 403 nucleotides. Its product is annotated as keratin-associated protein 21-1. The record is from RefSeq and is a predicted model, not a curated record. Bases 1 to 390 code for a protein of 129 amino acids. Gene Ontology annotation, biological process: hair follicle development. NCBI's taxonomy places the organism in Eukaryota, Metazoa, Chordata, Mammalia, Primates, Hominidae. The transcript has a single exon.
AUGUGUUGCCACUACUACGGCAACUCCUGUGGCUAUGGCUCCAGCUAUGGCUGUGGCUAUGGCUCUGGUUAUGGCUGUGGCUAUGGCUCCAGCUAUGGCUGUGGCUAUGGCUCUGGUUAUGGCUGUGGCUAUGGCUCCAGCUAUGGCUGUGGCUAUGGAACUGGCUACAGCUGUGGCUAUGGCUCUGGCUCUGGCUGUGGCUAUGGAACUGGCUACAGCUGUGGCUAUGGCUCUGGCUCUGGCUGUGGUUAUGGAACUGGCUACGGAACUGGCUACGGCUGUGGGUAUGGCUGUGGUUAUGGAACUGGCUAUGGCUGUGGAUGUGGCUCUGGCUCUGGCUACUGUGGCUACCAGCCAUUUUGCUUUAGAAGAUGCUCUUCUUCCUGCUAAAACAUCACUGUCA